This is a messenger RNA of Pelobates fuscus (common spadefoot toad), 2562 nucleotides long. RefSeq names its product solute carrier family 5 member 1 (gene SLC5A1). Gene Ontology annotation, molecular function: D-glucose:sodium symporter activity. Lineage: Eukaryota; Metazoa; Chordata; Amphibia; Anura; Pelobatidae. Gene Ontology annotation, biological process: sodium ion transport; transmembrane transport. Gene Ontology annotation, cellular component: plasma membrane. The transcript is spliced from 15 exons. Bases 52 to 2022 code for a protein of 656 amino acids. The record is from RefSeq and is a predicted model, not a curated record.
GCAGGGGGCCAGGAGACAACUUGGGGGCAGUGUCUCAGUGAAUUGGGCAGGAUGGAGAGCAGCACACAAAGCUACACGACCAGUACCCAAAACAAGAACACAAUCCCUAUCAAUAACCCUGCGGAUAUCUCUGUGAUCGUAGUGUAUUUCGUGGUGGUAUUGGCUGUGGGAUUAUGGGCUAUGGUGAGGACGAGCCGUGGCACGGUGGGGGGCUUCUUCUUGGCCGGGCGAAGCAUGGUGUGGUGGCCGAUCGGAGCAUCUCUUUUUGCCAGUAACAUCGGUAGUGGACACUUUGUUGGUCUAGCGGGGACAGCAGCUGCUGGAGGCAUUGUGAUUGGAGGCUUUGAAUGGAAUGCACUGGUUAUCGUGGUGAUUCUUGGCUGGAUUUUUGUUCCAAUCUAUGUGAAGGCUGGGGUGGUGACAAUGCCAGAAUAUUUAAGGAAGCGGUUUGGAGGUGACCGGAUACGGGUUUAUUUAUCUGUCCUGUCUCUGCUUCUCUAUGUCUUCACCAAGAUAUCUGCUGACAUGUUCUCAGGAGGCAUCUUUAUCCAGCAGGCCAUGGGGAUCAAUAUCUACAUUGCCAUCGUUAUGCUGCUCCUUAUCACAGCUUUAUACACUGUUACAGGGGGGUUGGCAGCAGUGAUUUAUACAGAUACCCUGCAAACAAUCAUCAUGCUUGUUGGAUCAUUUAUACUAAUGGGAUUUGCAUUCAACAAGGUUGGAGGAUAUGAGUCCUUUGUGGAGAAAUAUAUGAACGCAAUUCCUUCUAAUGUCUCCUAUGGUGAUGUUGUGAUUCCCAAGGAAUGCUACACUCCCAGAUCUGACUCAUUUCACCUCUUUAGGGAUCCGAUAACUGGGGAUGUACCAUGGCCUGGGUUUAUUUUUGGCAUGACUAUCCUGGCUUUGUGGUAUUGGUGCACAGAUCAGGUGAUUGUUCAACGGUGUCUCUCUGCCAAAAAUAUGUCCCAUGUUAAGGCUGGAUGUAUCCUAUGUGGAUAUCUUAAACUUCUGCCUAUGUUUCUGAUGGUGUUCCCAGGAAUGAUUAGCCGUAUCUUGUACACAGAUGAGGUACUUUGUGUCGUGCCAGCUGAAUGUAAAAGAAUAUGUGACGCAGAAGUUGGAUGUACUAACAUUGCAUAUCCCAAAAUUGUGAUAGACCUGAUGCCAGAUGGUCUACGAGGUCUGAUGCUCUCUGUGAUGUUGGCUUCUCUCAUGAGUUCCUUGACUUCCAUAUUUAAUAGUGCUAGCACCUUGUUUACCAUGGACAUUUACACCAAGAUCAGGAAGAAGGCAACUGAAAAAGAGUUGAUGAUAGCGGGCAGAAUUUUUAUCCUUUUCUUGAUUGGUGUGAGUAUUGCAUGGAUCCCCAUUCUGCAGUCUUCAGAGAGUGGACAGUUAUUUGAUUAUAUACAAUCUGUUACCAGCUACUUGGGGCCACCCAUUGCCUCAGUCUUCUUCCUUGCAGUAUUUAUUAAGAGAGUGAACGAGCAGGGAGCUUUCUGGGGAUUAAUCAUUGGACUACUUAUUGGACUAGCAAGAAUGAUUGCAAUAUUUUCCUAUGGAUCUGGAAGCUGUGCCCAACCUAGCAACUGCCCAAAAAUCAUCUGUGGAGUGCACUAUCUCUAUUUUGCUAUCAUACUGUUUGGUUGCACCAGUAUCGUCGUCGUGGGCGUAUCAUUAAUUACCAAACCCAUCCCAGAUAAAAAUCUUUACCGACUGUGCUGGUCCCUGAGAAACAGCAAGGAGGAAAGAGAAGAUCUUGAUGCCAAUGACUGGGUUGAGGAAAUAGAAGAGGAGAUUGAAAAAGGAGAGACGAAGAAGCUCAGUUGCUGGAAGAAAUCCUACAACUGGUUCUGUGGUUUUGAAGAUAAAAAGCCUCAAAAAUUAACUGAGGAGGAGAAGGCAGCCUUGGAGAAGAAGCUGACAGACACCAGUGAGAAACCAUUGUGGAAGAACAUAGUCAAUGUCAACGCUAUAAUUUUGCUGGCUGUGGCUGUAUUCUGUCAUGGUUACUUUGCUUAACUGUGACGUAAGCCCCAUUGAAAAUUCAAGUACACAUUGCUAUGGUUCCAACAUUCAUAUCAGAUCAGGGAUUAAUUCGAGAUUGGCAGAUAUACAACAUGUCUCUCAUGUGCCAUUUGGGAGCAACUAGGUUAUUAGGCAAAACACACAUUUGCUGAUUUCAGACUUGAAAGUGAUUUAUCAAAAAAAAUCAUUGUUUUGCAAAUGCUAUAAAUCAGUUCUGUGGGAAAUAUUAUUUGCCUUUCCUGUCCUUUUGGCAAUUAAUUUCCCUCUUGACUGCACUGUGUCAUCAAUAGACUGAUGAGGCCACUAGUGCACACAGACACAAAUCCACGUGUACUAUGGACUGAGGAGUGAUUCAUUGCAUGGCAACACUGCUAACGAGGACUGGGUUUCCUGGCAUUAGCUCUGUACAUUCAUCAUGUGAAUAGGAAAAAAAUACUGCAUUAGCUUUGUAUAAUGGACAGGUUUUUUCUCUAGUUGUUAUGGUGGAUAAUAAAAUACUGCUAUUUUAAAAUAUAUAUAUAUUUUCUUACUGUG